This is a messenger RNA of Mucor velutinosus, 987 nucleotides long. Its product is annotated as G protein subunit beta. The transcript has a single exon. The coding region runs from base 1 to 987 and encodes 328 amino acids. The record is from RefSeq and is a predicted model, not a curated record. NCBI's taxonomy places the organism in Eukaryota, Fungi, Mucoromycota, Mucoromycetes, Mucorales, Mucoraceae.
AUGAGCAACAACACAAGCUGGUUCAAACUGCCAUCCUUCCUGCGAAAGCAAUCUAAAUCCGCCACUACAAUGCAAGCAGCACCACAGGAUAUGUCCAAUGAAAAGGCCAUACCCACUACAUUUGUCUCGUGGACACCCAAACUUCCAUCCAAGAAAUCAAACACCAGUCUAAAUGAAGCUGCAUCCGCCAUCCACACGACACAUACCACAUCUCCUGUUCCACAUCAUCCUCUGGAAGUAUCAGAUCUGGCGGAACAGCAUACAAACAGCAUUGAUAGUUGUAUCCAUAAUAAAGACAUUGUGCCACUGCGUCAAUUCUUGCGUUACAGCAUGAACCGCUCCGAUCAACGCAACUUCCAACGACGUCGACUCAUGCAUCCUGCUACUCCAAAGUAUGAAAUUGAGUGGCAAAAGAAUCAAUGGCUUCUAUUAGACGACUCUACCAACAAACAAAUUGAACACCUUUGCAAAAAUGGCUUUACUAAAAUCGCCAUACGCAAAGAUACCUGUCUCAAAAAGCACAUUUCUUACAACAAUCCAAGCGACAUUGAUGUAUUGCUUGAAUUGUCCUUUGGCAUUUGUGAUAAAUCCACCACCAUCUCGCAAGACGAUGAGCAACAACACGAGCCCAUUGUCUGCCAUCAACCUAGGAAAUUCUCGGUACGCCGUACGCAAUGGUGGCGAACAACAUAUCAUGUUGCUGAAGCCCACUUACCAGAUUGGGUUGAUCCUGAUCUCUGCUGUGAUGCUGUGAUGAUGGAUGCUCCUUCCGUCUUGGCUGCAAUGACUGAUAAUUAUAGCAGAUCGUCUCUGUCUUCUUCUGUACACUACCAACCUAAAAUGCCUGACACACCUAUCGUUUCUCAAAAGUCUUCCUUUUUACAUUUGCACCAACAUCAGCAACUCGAAGAUCAAUGGUCCUACAAGCCAUUACAAUACAGCAAUCCACCAUUUCUCAUGGACAAGCCUGCUCUCGUUAUAGGUUGA